Prosopis cineraria is the source of this 3940-nucleotide messenger RNA. RefSeq names its product type I inositol polyphosphate 5-phosphatase 12. The record is from RefSeq and is a predicted model, not a curated record. The coding region runs from base 216 to 3602 and encodes 1128 amino acids. Gene Ontology annotation, biological process: phosphatidylinositol dephosphorylation. NCBI's taxonomy places the organism in Eukaryota, Viridiplantae, Streptophyta, Magnoliopsida, Fabales, Fabaceae. Gene Ontology annotation, molecular function: protein binding; phosphatase activity. The transcript has 10 exons.
UUGUCCGUGAGCUUUAGAAUGCCUCGCCUUACUCACCGUUCAUGAAUUUUACGUGCUCCCCUCCCUCUCGGGACAACCUUUAGACUCUUUCUUCUUGUCCUCAUCUUCUCUCUGAGCAGGAAUUCAUAUACUCAUAAUUUCUCUCUUUAGUGUGGUUGCAUUACGUAUCCUUCAUUUUGUAAAUCCAAACAAUUUUCGGCAAUCAUCCUAGAAUCAUGGAUGAUCGAGUUGAAGAUGAUGGUAAGGAAGCCUUGGGCGGGUUGAACUCUCUUCCUCCUCACCGCAAAGCACAUUCCUAUAGUCAACAGCAUAGAGUUAUCUCUACCCAUAAACGCCAUCAACAAGUCCGCAAGCAUAGUCUUGAUGAUGAUCGUUUAUCCCAUAACAUCGAAUCUUUUUACGAUUCCGGAGAUGACGACUUUUUCCCCAAUUCCUCCACUAACCCGGGUGGCAUUGAUGAGUACCUUGACCAAAGACCUGGCAUGGACAUUGGUAGUGGUCCUGGUGAUUUAACACCAUGCCAUCCGUUGCCAGAAUUUAUAGGGAAUGGUGGUGAAAAUGGGAUCUUCAAGGCUCCAAUACGAGCGGCUGUUCAUCCUGGUCGUCCACCAUGUCUUGAGUUAAGGCCUCAUCCAUUGAGGGAGACUCAAGUAGGAAAAUUUCUCCGUAACAUCGCUUGUACCGAAGAGCAGUUGUGGGCUGGUCAAGAAAGCGGGGUUAGGGUGUGGCAGUUUCAAAAUGCUUUUGCUCCUGGUUGCGGACUUGGCGGGAAGGUAAGAAGGGGUGAUGAGGAUGCUGCACCAUUUCAUGAAUCAGCAGAUACCCCUCCCACAAUAUGUUUGACGGUUGACAAUGGAAAUAAAUUGAUUUGGAGUGGUCAUAAGGACGGAAAGAUUAGGUCUUGGAAAAUGGAUCAACCUUUCGUCUCCCCCUUUAAGGAAGGCCUUUCUUGGCAAGCACAUAGGGGUCCUGUUCUUGCCAUGGUUAUAAGUUCGUUUGGUGACAUAUGGUCAGGUUCUGAAGGAGGUGUUAUUAAGGUCUGGCCUUGGGAAUCAAUUGAAAAAUCUCUGUCCCUGUCUCCUGAAGAAAGGCGUAUGGCAGCCCUACUUGUGGAAAGGUCAUGCAUCGACCUCAAAAGUCAAGUCACUAUUAAUGGGGUCUGCAAUAUAUCUUCUCAAGAGGUGAAGUACUUGUUGUCUGAUAAUGUUAGAGCUAGAGUCUGGUGUGUUGGGCCAUUAUCCUUCUCAUUGUGGGAUGCUCGUACAAAGGACCUUCUGAAAGUAUUUAACAUUGAUGGUCAGUUGGAAAAUCGAGUUGACACAUCAUCCAUGCAGCAAGAUCAAGUUAUAGAAGAUGAAAUGAAGGUUAAGUUUGUUUCUACCUCAAAAAAGGAGAAAUCACAAGGGACUAGCUUUUUACAAAGAUCACGUAAUGCUAUAAUGGGGGCUGCUGAUGCAGUCCGUCGGGUUGCAACCAAGGGAGCAGGAGCAUUUGUUGAAGAUACUAAAAGAACCGAAGCUAUUGUCCAAACAAAUGAUGGAAUGAUUUGGAGUGGAUGUACAAAUGGCUUGCUUGUACAAUGGGAUUGGAAUGGGACCCGUGUGCAAGAUUUUAAUCUUCAUCCCUGUCCAGUUCAGUGCUUCUGCACUUUCAGAACACGAUUAUAUGUAGGCUAUGUAAGUGGUAUUCUGCAAGUUUUGGACCUUGAAGGCAAUCUAAUUGCAGAAUGGAUUGCUCAUAAUAGUCCUCUGAUUAGAUUGGCGAUUGGCAAUGGUUAUGUUUUUAGUUUGGCUACUCACGGUGGCAUACGUGCAUGGAAUGUUGCAUCACCAAGUCCUGUUGACAACAUAGUGAAGUCUGAAUUAGCUGGGAAACAACUUGUAUACACUAGACGGCAUAAUGUCAGAAUUUUGAUUGGCACAUGGAAUGUUGGUCAAGGAAAACCAUCACAGGAUUCACUUAUGUCAUGGUUGGGUUCUGCUGUGUCUGAUGUAGGCAUUGUAGUGGUUGGUUUGCAAGAAGUGGAUAUGGGUGCAGGUUUUCUAGCAAUGUCUGCAGCAAAAGAAACUGUAGGGCUUGAAGGAAGUGCAGUGGGGCAAUUGUGGCUGGAUGCAAUUGGAAAGACAUUAGAAGAAGGAAAAACCUUUGAACGUAUGGGUUCUAGACAGCUUGCUGGCCUGCUUAUAUCUCUUUGGGUGAGAAAGAAUCUUAGGACACAUGUUGGGGACAUUGAUGUUGCAGCAGUUCCUUGUGGCUUUGGACGUGCCAUCGGUAACAAGGGAGGUGUGGGUUUGAGAAUUAGAGUCUAUGAUAGGACAAUGUGCUUUGUGAAUUGUCACUUGGCCGCACAUCUGGAAGCAGUUAAUCGUCGCAAUGCUGAUUUCGAUCACAUUUUCCGAAAUAUGGUCUUCAGUCGUUCAUCCAACCUACUUAACACUGCAGCUGGUAUGGUGUCAUACCUGUUUUUGUGUUGCUCUCUAGCCUUCUCAUCGUAUUUAUUUUGGCUGCUUUACUCUUCUGGCUUGCCCUUGGUCCUCUCUGCUCCAGCUGGUGUUUCAACUGCUGUUCACAUGCUUCGUGGUACAAACGUUGUAUGUGUCAACUCUGAAGAAGCAAAGCCUGAAUUAGCCGAAGCGGACAUGGUGGUAUUUUUUGGUGAUUUCAACUACCGCCUUUUUGGUAUAUCUUAUGACGAGGCAAGGGACUUCGUUUCCCAAAGAUGCUUUGACUGGCUUAGAGAAAAGGAUCAGCUCAGGGCAGAGAUGAAAGCUGGAAAAGUUUUUCAAGGAAUGCGAGAGGCAAUCAUCAAAUUUCCACCCACUUACAAAUUUGAGAGGCAUAAAACAGGUUUAGCAGGCUAUGAUUCUGGAGAGAAAAAGCGUAUACCUGCUUGGUGUGAUAGAAUAAUAUAUCGUGAUAAUCGCUCAGCUUCAGUGUCUGAGUGCAAUUUAGACUGCCCUGUGGUGUCAUCAAUUUUACAGUAUGAUGCAUGCAUGGAUGUGACUGAUAGUGAUCACAAACCAGUUCGGUGUAAAUUUAAUGUCAAAAUUGCUCAUGUUGAUAGAUCAAUAAGAAGAAAGGAGUAUGGGGAAAUUUUGACUUCCAAUGAAAAAAUUAAAUGUAUGCUUGAAGAGUAUUUUUAUGUUCCAGAAGUCUCUAUCAUCCCGAAUUGUAUAGUUCUUCAAAAUAAGGACAUAUCAUUGUUGCGCAUAACCAACAGAAGUAUGAAGGAUAAAGCGAUCUAUAAGAUCAGUGGUGAAGGCCAAUCUAACAUUAAGAAUGACGGAGAAGCACUUGAUUUUAGCCCAAGAGGUGCCGUCGGUUUUCCUAGAUGGCUUGAGGUUAUACCAGCUGCUGGCAUAAUUAAACCUGAGCAAUACGUAGAGGUCUCAAUACGUCAUGAGGAAUUUCAUACCUCAGAAGAAAUUGAUGGCAUACCGCAGAACUGGUGGUCUGAAGACACACGAGAUAAGGAAGUAAUUUUGGUUGUUCAUGUUCAAGGCAGUUUCUCAGCCCAAACUUGUAGUCAGAAAAUAUCUGUGCGCCAUUCCUUCUCAGCUAAGUCAGUUCGAGUUGACUCAAAAUCCGACAGUGAAGGUUGAAACCAAGAAGACUGAACAAUCAAACGGUCUUUAACAAUUUAGCAAUUUCCUGUAAUUGAUUAUUUAUGAAGUUCCAAAACUUUCGGAAUGGAAAGGAGUGGAAUUUCAAAUAUAGAGAAUCACAAGAGGCAUCCUCGUCGGAGUGAUUAUCAGCUAACUAUUUAAAUCAUCUCAGGACGAGUUAGAUUUUUAUAUUCUAGCUUUAUAUGGUAACUAGCAUUUACUUCUCGUGCAAUGCACGAGAGUAUUUUCUUACAUAUAAUAUCUUUAAAGUAUUAUAUUUAAUUCUUUUUAGAGUUGUUUUACAUUGUACAAUAAGAAAACACGAACUUCAUGAA